Molecule: messenger RNA, 1582 nt
Organism: Magnolia sinica
Lineage: Eukaryota; Viridiplantae; Streptophyta; Magnoliopsida; Magnoliales; Magnoliaceae
Product: E3 ubiquitin-protein ligase DIS1-like
Exons: 5
Coding region: 206-1168 (320 amino acids)
Biological process (GO): multicellular organism development; ubiquitin-dependent protein catabolic process
Cellular component (GO): cytoplasm
Molecular function (GO): zinc ion binding; protein binding; ubiquitin protein ligase activity
Source: RefSeq, a predicted model, not a curated record
GUUUCUGAAGAUCGAUCGCCCAGCUUGAAAGUUAUGUAAUCGAGAUUUGGAGCACAGAUCGCAGUGUGGAUGAAAUUACAAUUUCUUCAUUUCCACUUUCUUGGCCUUAAGAUGGUUCAAAUUACUCUAAUUUCAACUUUCAAGAGGCAUAAGGGCAUAGACGGAAGCCACAAUACAGUUGUUUCUUCAGUCUGUUUUUCACUGUAUGACCUUUCUUAAACUGGGAAAGAAACAGACAAGAACCAGCGUAUCAUCUUCUGCCAUUCAAUCUGCACAAAUGGACGUAUCAAGUUCGUUAACAGGGGAUGAUGAUUCUACUACUCUGGGGUCAAAUGAUCAGGCUCACCUACAGGUUAAAGGGCCACAUGGAAGAAAACCUCUUAUACUUCCCGAUAGCGAUAUAGAUGGUUUAUUGGAGUGUCCUGUGUGUAGUAAUUCAAUGUAUCCACCAAUUCAGCAGUGUCCAAGUGGCCAUACCCUGUGCUUUGAUUGCAAAUCGAAAGUCAACAACAAGUGCCCGAUUUGCAGAAAGGAAAUUGGCAAUAUUAGAUGCUUGGCACUCGAAAAGCUUGCUGUUUCCCUCCACUUGCCAUGCACUUAUCACUAUCUCGGAUGUGAGGAGAUGUUCCCUUACUAUAGUAAACUGAAGCACGAGGCGCAGUGUGUUUUUAGGCCAUAUAGCUGCCCCCAUCCGGGCUCGGAUUGCUCGUUUACGGGUGACGUUCCGACUCUGUUGACUCACCUGAGAGAGAGUCAUAAGGUGGAUCUUCAAUCGGGCUGCACUUUUAACCAUCGGUAUGUGAAGCAGGACCCGUGUUCAGUUGAUAACGUGUCGUGGACACUAACUCUCUUCAACUGCUUUGGCCACUAUUUCUGCCUCCACUUUGAAGCCUUCCGGCUUGGAACCGAGCCGGUCUACAUGGCUUUCCUCCGCUUCAUGGGCGAGGAAUCUGAUGCUAGGAAAUUCGGGUAUUGUCUUGAGGUUGGUGGCAAUGGACGGAAGCUGACCUGGCAAGGUAUUCCACGGAGCAUCCGGGCUCACCACCGGAGCGUCCGCGACAGCCAUGAUGGCCUCAUAGUCCAGAGGAGCCUGGCCUUGUAUUUCUCGGGGGGAGACCGAAAGGAACUGAAGCUGAGAGUCACCGGGAGGAUAUGGAAAGACCUCUGAAACUGUUAAGAUGAGCAAGAAAAGAAAAGCCACGGCAACCGAACUUUUUUCUGCCUUCCCCACGUUCUUCAAAAUGAGAAUGGUGAAAUGUCUACUAGUUUUGGCACUGUUUGGCAGUCAGCGAAAAGAAAAUGUGAAAAGGUGUUUUGCAUGGGGCCUUUCAACAAAUCACAAUGCAUUUCAUGUGUGUGGGUCUUAACAUUUCAUUGUUUAUAGGUUGCCUGAUCAGACGGUGAUAAAGGAGCUGUGAUUUGUGGUGGUUGGAAUGGGUUCCACUUCAGGUGCAGCGAACUUCAGUGCUAUUGUGUUUUGUGGCUAUUAAUACCAAUAUCUGUAGUUUGGUCUGUAUUUUCAUGAGCUAAUGAGCCUCUCUCCUUGGGUUAUCAAUAUAAAAUACCAAUUACUCUCUCCAAA